UGCUACUUCUUUCUCAGUGGAUCUCGGAAACAGAGAAUUUGUUCAAAGCUCGAUCAGCUCCACUUCAAAAUUUCAAAACUCAAAACUCUCCUCUCUUGGCCUAAAUCACACUAUUCUGUCUGCGUAUGAAACAAAGAUUUUAGCAGCAAUUCAAGACAAUGAGAGAAGAACACACUACGGAGUACAAAGCAAAACCAUCGAAAUUCGCCGAUCAAAAUCAGGCACCCAAAUGCAACAACAACAACAACUCUUCAAAAGAAUCGAAGCCGCGGUCCUCUUGGGGAUCAAACAUUGUGAGAGGCUUCUCUGCAGACAAGAAAACGACCACAAUUACAAGGAAGAAGCUGCCUCUUUCGGGUUCGGAUGUGGCUAAUCCGAAGCAGAGGAACCCGUCUGCGGUUUCCCAAUCUCGUGUCAAGCGGUCACUCGUUGGUGACUUAUCUUGCUCAGUCACUUCAACACAAGUCCACCCACAAGGGUUUCACAGCAAUAAUCGGAGACAGAGUUCAGGAACCCGUGAUUUGUUUGUAGAGUUAGACCAGCUUAGGAGCCUGCUUCAGGAGUCGAAAGAGAGGGAGUUUAAGCUGCAAGCAGAGUUUUCUGGUUGUACAAGGAAUCUUGAGAGGGAGCUUGAAGAUAAGAAAACAGAGAUUGAUGGCCUGGUUAAGAAACUUGGGGUGUUGGAAUCUGAGAAGACGAGCCUGUGUGAGCAACUGUCGGAAUUAGCAACAAUUUCAGAGAAGAACGAAGAUGUUGGAGUGCCAUCUUCGUCGAGGGAUCUUGAGAUGGAAGUCGUGGAGUUGAGGAGGUUGAACAAGGAGCUACAGAUGCAGAGGAGGGAUCUAGCUUGCAGGCUUUCUUCAAUGGAGUCUCAAGUGGCUUCUCUUGCAAAGGCUUCUGAGAGUGAGAUUGUGGCAAAGAUUAAAGCUGAGGCAUCCUUACUUCGGGACACAAACAAGGACUUAUGUAAACAAGUUGAAGGUCUACAGAUGAACCGGAUGAAUGAGGUUGAGGAACUUGCCUACCUUAGGUGGGUAAAUUCAUGUUUAAGACACGAGUUGAGCAAUUCAAGUUCAACAACAAAUCCUGACGUGAUCAGCAGUCCCCGUGCAGUCGAGAGGAGUGUCGAGUCUAUUAGCUCAUCCUCUUGCCCAAGUAAAGACUACUUAGAAUGUGGUAGUGCAAAGCGAAUGUAUAUGAUAAAGAAGUUAAAAAAAUGGCCCAUUACAGAUGAGCAUUUGACAAAUUCAGAAUGCUCAGACAAAAUAAUAGAUGAAACAUGGCGCUAUUCAGAAGAAGGGAGAAGUCCCAGAAGGAGACAUUCAAUAAGUGCAUCCAAAUGUAGGAUUGAAGAGUUGGCACUCUACAAAAGAAGGCAAUCAGAUGGUUUUGUGUGUGCAAGGGAUAUGGAGAAUGAAGUAGAGCCUAUGAGUUCUUCAAAAUAUGAGUUGGGUACUGCUCAAAGGAAUGAGUUUUUUGUAGACUUCCAUGAAAUGAAUAAAAUCCCUUCAUCUCCAGAAGUCGAGAGAAGGGCCUUGCGUGUUCCGAAUCCUCCUCCAAGACCCUCAUGCUCUAUUUCUGCGGAACCUAAAGAUGAUGUUUUAAGUCAAGUUCCACCCCCACCACCCCCUCCACCUCCCCCACCAGUUCCUCCGAAGUUCUCAAUCAGAAGCACAACAGGAAAGGUGCAGCGAGCACCACAAGUGGUUGAGUUCUACCAUUCACUUAUGAAGAGGGACUCCAGAAAGGAGGCUUCCAGUGGAGCAGUUUGUGAUGCAUCUGAUGUUGCAAAUGUCCGUAGCAGCAUGAUUGGGGAAAUUGAAAACCGAUCAUCACAUUUACUAGCUAUAAAGGCAGAUGUUGAAACUCAAGGAGAAUUUGUGAAGUCAUUGAUAAGGGAGGUGAAUAAUGCUGUUUAUCAGAACAUUGAAGAAGUCGUGGCAUUCGUGAAGUGGCUUGAUGAUGAACUUUGCUUUCUUGUGGAUGAAAGAGCAGUUCUAAAGCACUUUGAAUGGCCAGAAAAGAAAGCUGACACAUUGCGAGAGGCAGCAUUUGCAUAUAGCGAUCUCAAAAAGUUGGAGUCUGAAGUUUCUUGUUACAAGGAUGAUCCUAGAAUGCCUUGUGACAUUGCAUUGAAGAAAAUGGUUUCCUUGUCUGAAAAGAUGGAACGGACUGUUUAUAAUCUUCUCCGAACAAGAGAGUCCUUGAUGCGCAAUUGCAAGGAAUUUCAGAUUCCCACAGAUUGGAUGCUUGAUAAUGGAAUCACAAACAAGAUCAAGUUUGGCUCAGUCAAGUUGGCAAAGAAGUAUGUGAAGAGGGUAGCAACUGAAAUUCAGUCAAAGGCAGCAUUGGAGAAAGAUCCUGCAUUGGACUAUAUGCUUCUUCAAGGAGUUAGAUUUGCUUUCAGAAUUCAUCAGUUUGCAGGAGGGUUUGAUUCGGAAACAAUGCACGCCUUUGAAGAACUCAGGAAUCUUGCUCAUCUUCUUAACAAAAAGUGAUCAAGAACAUAUCAUUCAUAUUAUGAGCAGCAAUGGCUUACAAUCUCAUUAAGCCUUAUAUAACAAAGAACAUGCAUUUUGUCCAAGAGUGGUUUUGGUUUGAUUUGCCCUAUUCCUCUACUGUUGAAAAGGCUGUGUGACAAACAUAGGAAGGAUUUUGUUUUGGGAUUUUGAUAUCUCUGAGGAUAAAAUGUAAAGAACUUAAUGAAAAAUCUGCUAUAUAUACACAUUGUGUGGGGUUUGUUUUAACA
This is a messenger RNA of Tripterygium wilfordii, 2749 nucleotides long. RefSeq names its product protein CHUP1, chloroplastic-like. Lineage: Eukaryota; Viridiplantae; Streptophyta; Magnoliopsida; Celastrales; Celastraceae. Gene Ontology annotation, cellular component: chloroplast outer membrane. The record is from RefSeq and is a predicted model, not a curated record. Gene Ontology annotation, biological process: chloroplast organization. Bases 159 to 2498 code for a protein of 779 amino acids. The transcript has 7 exons.